Jaculus jaculus (lesser Egyptian jerboa) is the source of this 1305-nucleotide messenger RNA. It is a transcript of the gene C9H11orf96, whose product is annotated as chromosome 9 C11orf96 homolog. NCBI's taxonomy places the organism in Eukaryota, Metazoa, Chordata, Mammalia, Rodentia, Dipodidae. The transcript has a single exon. The record is from RefSeq and is a predicted model, not a curated record. The coding region runs from base 12 to 719 and encodes 235 amino acids.
GCACGCUUUAAAUGGCACUUGCUGUCAUCCGAGCUCGCAGCCGAGUGGGCUGGAGAGGGCUAUAUAAGCCGGAGCUGGGCCGCGCCGCCGCGGGCAGACGGCGACAGCACCAUUGGCGGCCACUGCGGAGCAGCGUCCCCAGCCUGCGUCCCUCCGACGGGCCGCCUGCCCGCUUGCCAGCCCGCCCCGGGAGCGUCGGCUCGGGCCCGCGAGGGCCCCCGCCACUCGCAGCAGAUUUGGAUCCUCCACCCGGAGAGCCCCAGGCUGCCGCCUCCAGGGGGACCCCGGCUGGGCCGCCGUCCCCGGAGGGCCCUGGGCACCCACCCUCCGGCCCGGCGGACAGCACCAUGGCGGCCGCCAAGCCCGGCGAGCUCCUGGGCAUCUGCUCCAGUUACCAGGCGGUGAUGCCGCCCUUCGUGUGCCUGGCGGAGGAGUUCCCGCAGCCCGGCAGGCCCGCGCGACUGUCCAAGGGCAGGGGCCGGCUGCGGCGGCCCCGCCAGUCCCGCUUCAAGACGCAGCCCGUGACCUUCGACGAGAUCCAGGAGGUGGAGGAGGAGGGGGUGUCCCCCAUGGAGGAGGAGAAGGCCAAGAAGUCCUUCCUACAGAGCCUGGAGUGCCUGCGCCGCAGCACGCAGAGCUUGUCGCUGCAGAGGGAGCAGCUCAGCGGCUGCAAGCUGCGGAAUAGCCUGGACUCGAGCGACUCCGACUCGGCCCUGUGAGGGGCUCCGCCGCCGGGCACUGCGCGCCGGGCACUGCGCACCGCGCACCGACGGGACUCGCUCCCGAGGCGGCUGUGGGACCGCGGGUCGCUGCCGCUCGCGCCUUCGGACUCCCGCCCCGCCCGGCACCCGUGGGUGCACCAUUUGCUGCGCUCUUCUUGGCCCCAAGUACCUUUGCGGAUGCAAGGGAUGGGUCCGCUUUCCUCGCCCUUGUAAAUGCUUGUUUUUAACUCUUCCCAGUACGAACUCUGCUGCGAGUGCCUGCGGCCGGCGGCCCGAGACGGAGCCGGUCGGGUGGGGCAGGGUCUUUGCUCCACGCGCUUUCCUGAUGGUCUGUACACCGUCCCACGGUGGCACCAGAGCACACCUCCGCACUCACCAAGACGCUCUCGCUCAACACUUUGAUAAUUGUUUAACGGGCCGAGGGGUCUUGAGGCACAGCGCCCGUGGCUGAUGCUGCGGCCGAGGAUUGAUAUUUAUUUUUGCAUUGAAAUAGCUGAAGGCAUUUAUUUAACGAUCUUUUUACCUGGAUUUGUCUGUGAGGCUCCCGAAUGGAGAGAAAUAAAGUCAAUAUAUUUGCACAGUG